CGCUCGUCAAAUUAUUUGUGCCUGCGGUUAUAAAUUGCCUUUUUUUUAAUCGAUUAACCAAGCUUCUUUUCCCAGCGGGUUAGGAAAUGAUCCGAACCAUUGAAGGUGGCUCGCUGUGCAUAUGUUUCGUUUUGAUCCAACAUUCCUAAAGCUCCAGAAAUUGAUCAGAAUGGGAGAAGCCGGUCAAUCCAGAGAGGGAGAAUCUAUCACGCCUCUAGUUGGGGGUAAAACUGGUGACAAUGUGGCUGCACCACAGCUGUUUAAUUCCUUGCCAGCUCUUAAUGAAGCUGCUUCAUAUAUAAACCAAGCAACGUCUUAUUUGGGGAGCUGUUUUUCUGAUUAUUCAGUAGAAUAUGGUGGUAAGGAUUCAUGUAAUGCUAUUUCCCACCCCCAUGAGUUGAUACGAUCGACAUCAGGAGUUGACGGGAAUUCCCCAGUAAGUGUAUGCAUUUCUCCUGGUGAAAGGUGCUCAACUUCUUCAGAGGCAUCUACGUCUACAGCCAACAGCCCAUCAAGGGAAUCUACAGAGACUCUGUCACAGGCAACUAAUGCAAUUGUGACAUCGAAUCGUUUAGGUUUAAACGGUAUUUCUAUAUUUCAAGGGCUCAUUGAACGCGCAAGGAGGACUGUCCGUGGCUCGGCAGAUGACAUAGGAUGGUUACAGCGCGACCCGGAGAUGCCUCCUGUUGAAGAUGGAACUGAUAGAUUCAAUAAAAUUCUGGAUGACAUCGGGCAUGGUGUUCACAGGCUUCCAAAUACAGUGGUGUACUUGUUGGUUCCAGGUCUUUUCAGUAAUCAUGGACCUCUAUAUUUUGUGGAUACAAAAACGAAAUUCUCAAAGAUGGGUUUGGCCUGUCAUAUUGCGAAGAUUCACAGUGAGUCUUCGGUUGAGAAAAAUGCGAGAGAGAUAAAGGAAUACAUAGAGGAACUCUGUUGGGGAUCUAAUAAAAAGGUUCUGCUCCUUGGGCAUAGCAAAGGAGGUAUAGAUGCAGCUGCUGCUUUGUCUCUAUACUGGCCUGAUCUAAAGGAUAAGGUCGCUGGGUUGGUAUUGGCACAAAGUCCAUAUGGUGGAAGCCCAAUAGCUACAGAUAUCCUCCGUGAAGGACAACUUGGAGAUUAUGUCAAUUUGAGAAAGCUCAUGGAGAUUCUGAUAUCCAAAGUUAUAAAGGGUGAUAUUCAAGCUUUGGAAGAUUUAACAUACGAAAGAAGAAAAGAGUUCUUGAAGAAUCACCCGCUUCCCCGAGAACUCCCCACGGUUUCAUUCCGCACAGAAGCGAGCAUAAGCCCAGCGGUUCUGGCCACUUUAUCACACGUGGCGCACGCUGAACUACCUCUCACAAACCAAGCCACAAAACUCCCAGUGGUAAUGCCACUCGGUGCUGCAAUGGCUGCUUGCGCUCAGCUGCUUCAAGUCAGAUACGGUGAAAAGAGUGAUGGGCUCGUGACUUGCUGCGACGCAGAGGUUCCUGGUUCCGUGGUGGUUAGACCCAAGCGUAAACUAGACCAUGCCUGGAUGGUUUACUCUUCCUUGAACGAGGUUCCUUUAGAAGCCGAUGCUGCUCAAGUUUGCGAAGCUCUCUUGACUUUGCUUGUUCAAGUUGAGGAAGAGAAGCAACGUAAAAUGGCCUCGAAAAACGAUUGAUAUAACAACGUUCUUCCAACACUCAAAAACAAGAUGAUGAUAUUUCUACUUUCGUCUUGAUACUUAAAAUUGUUUUCUUUUAUAAGACUACUGUAAUUUGGUUUUUUUGAAUCAUCCAUCUACAGUUCACACUA
Molecule: messenger RNA, 1776 nt
Organism: Eutrema salsugineum
Lineage: Eukaryota; Viridiplantae; Streptophyta; Magnoliopsida; Brassicales; Brassicaceae
Exons: 9
Coding region: 122-1642 (506 amino acids)
Source: RefSeq, a predicted model, not a curated record